AAGGGGCUCAAGUUCCUUUCGUUCCCUACCCUCUUCAUCAAACCAACAUCAUCAUCAAACUAAAAAUACCAACUUCAAAAUCAAUUGACUUUCUCUAAGUUUCACCUACCUAUCAAAUCUUAAAAAUCUGAUCAAUGGGUAAGCGUAAAGCUGCCAAGAAACCGGGAAAGAAAGCCAAGCUUCAACCUCUCGAUAAGAUCUUCCGAUGCUUGUUCUGUCAACAAGCUGGCGCUGUACAUUGCAAAUUAGAUCGACAAGAGAUGGUUUCGCGUAUCGAGUGCUCACGGUGCGCUCAAUGGUUCGAGACAAAGAUUGAUCAUCUCACCGAACCGAUUGAUGUGUACUCACUAUGGAUCGAUGCAACUGAACAAGCCAACAGGCCUCAAGCGAACGCUAGCUCUUCUGCACACCGCACUACCAAUAACCACCGUGAAGAACGUGAACGACCAACCUCAACUCGAAACACUCAAAGCGCAGAUAAACAGCGUGGUCACGAAGCAGGUGCAGGGAAUGACUAUGAUCCUUUCGAGGAAGCUGAUGAUGACCAUCCAGAAGACCUCCCGGAUGACCUCUUCUGACAAGCUUUAGAACCAUAGAUAUCAUUAUUGGUUGUAGUAUGAGCUUGGGCCCAAGAAUCACUUCAUACCAUACCGUUAGGAAUCGUAUGACAGAUCAACCACAUCUUGUCUCAUCAACCUUUCCUUGGAUUUUCCGGAUAUCAGCUAUCUGUUUCUCAUCUC
Melampsora larici-populina 98AG31 is the source of this 740-nucleotide messenger RNA. RefSeq lists its product as uncharacterized. The record is from RefSeq and is a predicted model, not a curated record. Gene Ontology annotation, molecular function: RNA polymerase II complex binding. Bases 135 to 578 code for a protein of 147 amino acids. The transcript has 5 exons. NCBI's taxonomy places the organism in Eukaryota, Fungi, Basidiomycota, Pucciniomycetes, Pucciniales, Melampsoraceae. Gene Ontology annotation, cellular component: transcription elongation factor complex. Gene Ontology annotation, biological process: transcription elongation by RNA polymerase II.